GCCGGGAGGGGGGCUCCGUGCCCGCCGGCUCUCGAGCUGCUCCGGCUGGACGCGGUGCUGACGUCCAUCCCGCUGGCUCGGGGCACAGGUGUCCCAGGGGAUGCGUCUCCUGGGGACAUGUCCCCCCAUCCCCCUUUGCUGACGGCAUCCAGGUUUGGGGGGACACAUGCACCCGUGGGGCGCCAGCUCCCCGUCUGCGUCAGCGGGUGUUUGCCCACACCGGCGGCACAGGGGUAUAAAGCUGCCUGAGCCAGGCACGUCUCGGCAUCCAGGGACGCAUCCGGAACCAGGAGCAUGGAGAGUGCCUGGCUCUGCCUGCUCUGCCUGCUCGGCUCUGGCCUCAUCCUGCCCGGCACCGCAGAGCUGGGGGUCCGGCCGGCCGAGAGCCUGCCCGGGCAGAGCCGGGAGCAGCCGGAGCUGGUCGAGGUGCUGCAGGAGCUGCUGAAGAAGCUGGGGAGCCCGGAGCUGCCGGUGCUGGAGAAGCGGCUGAGCUGGGUGCCCUCGUGUCAGCCCGGGGAGCCGUGCGCCGUGCGGAGGGGGGCCCGUAUUGGCAAGCUCUGCAACUGCCCUCGCGGCACCGCCUGCAACCUGUUCCUCCUCAAGUGCUCCUGAAGGACAGCGGGACACCGGCGGGGACACCGGCGGGGACACCAGGGAUGCUGCCACUUGCCGGGAUGCUGCUGGCCCAGGCUGUGCCCUGUGCAGCGAGGGGGGAGCCGUGGACCCCCAGCCCUCACGCUGCGCCAGGUCGUGCCUGCACAGCGCACCAGCACCCUUGGGUGCCCUGGCCCGUGGAGCUGGGGGGGCCCAGGGUGACAUUAAAUUACUUGGAUUCAU
Falco peregrinus (peregrine falcon) is the source of this 837-nucleotide messenger RNA. Its product is annotated as cocaine- and amphetamine-regulated transcript protein-like. Lineage: Eukaryota; Metazoa; Chordata; Aves; Falconiformes; Falconidae. Gene Ontology annotation, biological process: cellular response to starvation; G protein-coupled receptor signaling pathway; negative regulation of appetite. The record is from RefSeq and is a predicted model, not a curated record. Gene Ontology annotation, molecular function: neuropeptide hormone activity.